Molecule: messenger RNA, 353 nt
Organism: Striga hermonthica
Lineage: Eukaryota; Viridiplantae; Streptophyta; Magnoliopsida; Lamiales; Orobanchaceae
Source: the annotation of a GenBank genome assembly
UUAUCAAGAUCAGAGGGCAAACCAAGAUGAACAUUAAACAAGGCAGGAGACACAUCAAUCACACGGUUUCGAAGAAAGAGCUUGUGAAAACGAGGGUUAUCAGAAUCAAACACUGCAUGCGUGAGAUUAGCAUAGAAUUCUUUGACAACUUGGCCACAGAAAGGCUGAAGAUCAGACACAGUUUUAGACAGACCAACAGACUCUAUCAAACGGAGAAUACCAAGAUCAACAAACUUACCGUCUUCCACAGGACGUUCGAACCAAAACCCAUAAGAUCCAAAACUAACAAAGCGUUCAUGAGCCGCCUCUGUAUAGAACCGAUUGGUGAAGGUGUUCUCAAGGUCAUAAGCAUC